UCAAGAUGGCGAAGGACCUGGAUGAACUCCUGGAUGAAGUCGAGACCAAAUUCUGCAGGCUCGACCCGCGGAGGCUGGGCCUGGGCGAGCGGCCCAAAGGCGGCGGCGGCGGCGGCACCCACAGCGGCGAGCGGAGCCGAGCCCAGGAGAAAGAGAAUCUCAGGUCAACAGAAACCUGUAAAAAAGAAGAUGACCUUGACAGUCUUAUUAAUGAGAUAUUUGAGGAGCCUAACUUUGACAAAAAAUCUUUUCAAAAAAUUAAAUCUAAAUCUUCAAGUAACACAUCUGUCAGAGCUUCCAUUCAAGGCUUCAGUAAAAGCUGCAGUCCAGUGUAUCUCAGUGGAAGCGCCAUUCCAUGUGGGAUUGGAACAAAUACUUCACAGAGAGCAUGUGACCGACUGCGUUGUGUAGCCUGUGAUUUCCGGAUAGUGAUCUACAAUGACUAUAUGUGGGACAAGUCAUGUGAUUACCUGUUCUUCAGAAACAACAUGCCGGAAUUCCACAAACUAAAAGCAAAGUUGAUCCAGAAGAAAGGAGCACGGGCGUAUGCCUGCCAGUGUAGCUGGAGAACGGUUGAAGAACUGACUGACCUGCAGGCAGAUCAUCAGCUUCGCUGGGUUUGUGGUAAACACUGAGAAGGCAGACCACGCACAUUCUAAGCAGCACCUAUGAGAGCUAGCCCCAUUACCACGCUUGGGUAUCAGUACACAGCGGGGCUGUGCCCUUGGGGAAAAGGCAGUGAGUUUUGUGUAACUACACAAAUCCAAAUCGUUGGAGACCAAAUGGACUGACACCACGACAGUGCUCUUUGGACAUGGGCGUUUCACUCAGUAGGAAUAUCUGAAUUUACUAGCCUAUCUCUAGUUAGGGGUUGAAAUUGUGGCGUGUAUGCGAACUUACAGCCUUUCCGUAGCAACUGUAGCUCUGAUUGCUAAAGCUCUCACACAUUCCUCGGGUGUCGCCGCGAACAAGCACCCAGCUGCCAGGGCAGAGAGGUCAUUGGAUGUAAGUGUUCAUGGUUCCUGCUCUGAUCCGUGGUUACCAGAGACCACAAGUUAAACAUGAGAAAGAAGCAGAUGGCCAUCAUGAACUGGAGGGUUGUCAAGAGUACAGUACGUUGUAAACCCUGCCUGUAUGUAUCACAUCUUGUCUCACCAGCGCAGUUCAGUAUUGUGCACAGUAGUAAUAGUAAUGGUAAUGUUGCCAUGUUUAGCAUACUCUCUCCUUUGCUCAUUGAAAUAUCGAAAGUUAGUUUUCUGUUAGCAAAUAUCUAUUUAUAUAUAAAAGUUUUUGAUGUAACUAAAAUUACUAAAGUCCUUCAAAUAAGUAGGACUAUUGUUGGAUUUUACAAGUAUACUCCAUAAUUCCAUCAAAUGAGCAGCAACCCUUUCAGGCAACCUGUGGCUUUCUAGCACUAUCAGGCUGAUCCAUCAUUUAUUGAGGCAGAGCUAACCAGUGGGUAGCCUGUUGGGCUCCUGCCUGUUAUCACUGAGAUGGGAGGGACUCUAUCAUAGUAACAUGUUCAAGAAAUGCAUUGUCUCUGUUUCACCUCCCAGCCCCAUAGAUAUUUCAGGGCCUUCCUAGUCUGCCCAAAUUCUCCUCUGUGCAUCUACUUCCCGUGUGUCUAUAUUACUCCCUUUAAGUGUGUGACACAGGGCACUCUGAAAGGAUGUACAGUUUAGCACAGAUAGGGUCUGCUUGGUUUUAUGUUAACUCCAUUCCAGCCACCCGACAUCACUCUGAUCGCCAAAAGCCUUUUCCCAGGCUGGGGGUCUGGCUCAGUGUAGAGGGCUUACAUAGCAUGUGCAGGGCCCUGAGUUCGUCCCCGCAGUACAAAACACAAGAACGAAAGAUAGAAAAGCAAGCUUUUCCUGACCAUGGCACAUUUAUGUCUUUGUAAAACUUUGAUCGCAACAAAAGAAAUCUCAAAGUGGCUGAUGCUCGCAUUUUUGUAUUAAGAUAUAUUUACAAGUUUUAUCUUUCAAUAAAUCUUUUUACUCAAAAUUA
This is a messenger RNA of Peromyscus eremicus (cactus mouse), 2007 nucleotides long. RefSeq names its product cilia and flagella associated protein 418 (gene Cfap418). The transcript is spliced from 6 exons. The record is from RefSeq and is a predicted model, not a curated record. Gene Ontology annotation, cellular component: cytosol. The coding region runs from base 6 to 635 and encodes 209 amino acids. NCBI's taxonomy places the organism in Eukaryota, Metazoa, Chordata, Mammalia, Rodentia, Cricetidae.